AUGGAUAGUGGCAAAGCUGGGGGCGUGGCACGUAGUGCCUACCAAUCAGGAGCGGAGUGUGUAUGUCCGUGCGAGGGCCGGCCUGAGAAUCGGGGGUGUAGCAGGCUGGUGGAGGCUGCCAGAACCGGAGCUGAGCCGUCGCCCUUAGCGGGGAAGCGAGCGGAAGGCACACCGGCUCCGGGGCGGCAUCUCUGUGCUCCUCCGUCGCUCGGGGUCCGCUGCCAUGUGGGCCGCCGCGAGGUUAGCGCUCUGGCGCUGCGCCCGCGCUGCUGCCCCCGGACCGCGCGCCUAUCACGGGGACGCGGUGGCCACGCUGGGCACCCAGCCCGACUCGGGCUCUGCCGUCUACCAGGAGGUAGUGAGAAAGCCAAAGAACGCCACACAUCGAGAGGAAAACUGUUAGCCAGAGAAAGAGUCGAUGGCCUUCUGGACCCAGGGUCUCCAUUUCUGGAAUUAUCCCAGUUUGCAGGUUACCAGUUAUAUGAUAAUGAGGAGGUCCCUGCAGGUGGCAUCAUUACAGGCAUUGGGAGAGUAUCAGGAGUAGAAUGCAUGAUUGUUGCCAAUGAUGCUACUGUUAAAGGUGGUACCUACUACCCAGUGACUGUAAAAAAACAUUUACGGGCACAAGAAAUUGCACUGCAAAAUAGGCUCCCCUGCAUCUACUUGGUUGAUUCAGGAGGUGCAAACUUACCUCGACAAGCAGAAAUAUUUCCAGAUCGAAAUCACUUUGGCCGCAUAUUCUAUAACCAGGCAAUUAUGUCUUCUAAAAAUAUCACACAGAUAGCGGUGGUCAUGGGCUCCUGUACAGCAGGAGGUGCUUACGUGCCUGCAAUGGCUGAUGAAAACAUCAUUGUACGCAAGCAGGGUACCAUUUUCUUGGCUGGACCACCCUUGGUUAAAGCAGCGACUGGAGAAGAGGUGUCAGCUGAGGAUCUUGGAGGUGCUGAUCUUCAUUGCAGAAAGUCCGGAGUCACUGACUACUACGCUUUGGAUGAUAAUCACGCCCUUCACUUAACUAGGAAGAUUGUGAGAAGUCUCAAUUAUCAGAAAAAAUUGGAUGUUAGCAUUGAGCCUUCUGAAGAUCCUUUAUUUCCUGCAGAUGAAUUGUAUGGAAUAGUGGGUGCUAACCUUAAGAGGAACUUUGAUGUCCGAGAGGUCAUUGCUAGAAUCGUGGAUGGAAGCAGAUUCAAUGAGUUCAAAGCCUUAUAUGGAGACACAUUAGUUACAGGAUUUGCUAGAAUAUUUGGAUACCCAAUUGGCAUCAUUGGAAAUAAUGGAGUCCUCUUUUCUGAAUCUGCAAAAAAGGGGGCUCACUUCAUCCAGUUAUGCUGCCAAAGGAAAAUCCCUCUGCUGUUCCUGCAAAACAUUACUGGAUUUAUGGUUGGUAAAGACUAUGAAGCUGAAGGAAUAGCCAAGGAUGGUGCCAAGAUGGUGACUGCCGUAGCCUGUGCCAAAGUGCCUAAGAUAACUGUCAUCAUUGGGGGAUCCUACGGGGCUGGAAACUAUGGGAUGUGUGGCAGAGCAUACAGCCCAAGAUUUCUUUACAUUUGGCCAAAUGCUCGUGUCUCAGUGAUGGGAGGAGAGCAGGCAGCCAACGUGUUGGCAACAAUAGCGAAGGACCAGAGAGCAAGGGAAGGGAAACAGUUCUCCAGCGCUGAGGAAGCUGCUUUAAAAGAGCCCAUCAUUAAGAGGUUUGAAGAGGAAGGAAACCCUUACUAUUCCAGUGCAAGGCUGUGGGAUGAUGGGAUUAUUGAUCCAGCGGACACCAGACUGGUCCUGGGUCUCAGUAUCAGUGCAGCCCUCAACGCACCAAUCCAGAAGACAGACUUCGGCAUCUUUAGGAUAUAACGGAUAUAUAGCAUCUUCUAUUGGACAUUACCAAAAAUCAAUAUAUUAAUAGCAUUAAAGUUUAAGACUUUUUCAAAUUUUGACUGUUACAGUAAAAUUUUCCCAAUAUAGUGCAUUGUACCUUUCUACGACCUUAAAAAAAUCAAUAAAGCCAUGGCUGGUUUGGCUCAGUGUA
Myotis lucifugus (little brown bat) is the source of this 2023-nucleotide messenger RNA. RefSeq names its product methylcrotonoyl-CoA carboxylase 2 (gene MCCC2). Gene Ontology annotation, biological process: L-leucine catabolic process. Gene Ontology annotation, cellular component: methylcrotonoyl-CoA carboxylase complex; mitochondrion. The transcript has 17 exons. Bases 1 to 1848 code for a protein of 615 amino acids. The record is from RefSeq and is a predicted model, not a curated record. Gene Ontology annotation, molecular function: methylcrotonoyl-CoA carboxylase activity. NCBI's taxonomy places the organism in Eukaryota, Metazoa, Chordata, Mammalia, Chiroptera, Vespertilionidae.